GCAGGUUUUGCAGGGAAACGAGACCUGAAGAGUGGGGCCGUUUCGCGCGCCCCCCCCCCCCAGGGAUGUCAAGGCCCCUGGGCCCAACCUGCACCCCUGUGGCUGAGGCGUUGACCUGCAGCCGCCCCUCCGUCGCUGUGGCGGGGCGUCUCCGUUUGCCGAGAUGGCGGCGGCGGCGUGUCUGCAACCUCCACUGGGUGUCCAGCUUGCCAUGGCCCCGGAGUCGCAGCCCCAAGCGGGGUGGGGGGGGCUGUGUAGGUCCCAGCACCCACACAAGAUGCAGUGCCACACCCCAAAUGGUGAAGCAGUUCAUGGCGCUGCUUAAGAAGAAGAGCUCCAAGAGCCGUCCCCUGUCCACACUGCUGGACGAAGCAGGAAGGCUCUGCCAGACUCUCCAGGACUGCCCGGCCAGGAUGGAGAAGCUGGAGAAGGCCAUGGCACAGAGCAGGCACUGGGAAGAUCUCCUGACCAGUAUCCACGUCGUCCAGGCUUGUGUGCGUCUCUAUAUGGGCAGGAGUCAGUACAGCACUGCCUGCGAACUUCUGAAGAGCUGCAGAGCGACAGAGAGGGAGCAGCUGGUGGAGCUUUGGAACGAGAUCCACUAUCGGAAAAUGAUGGAGGAAUGGCACAGACCAUCCUUGACAGCUGUCCAGAGAUUCCGGUGUAGGAAAAGGAAUCCACCACCAGCCUCCCUCUGUCCAGAGGGAGUGAAGAGCAGGAUCUAUCCCAGGGCAUUGCGGCAGAAGCUGCAGAGUUUUGCCACAGAGGUGACGAGCAACCCAAGCCGGAAGCAGAGGGACGACUUGGCUCGGGAGUUCAACCUGCUGCCCCAACACGUCUAUAACUGGUUUGCCAAUUACCGCCGUCGGCGGAAACCCGGGCCCAGCCAACCGGAUGAGCCCGUCGGCAGAUUCGGCCUCGAGGAGUCAGCCUGCCGAAAGAACCCUGCAGACCAGAAGACGGCAGGAGGACUUCAUGAAGAUGCUGGUGUGGAGCAGAUGGAGGAGCCCCUUGGAACUUGCCCUCCAGCCCAGGAGCAGGCAGACAGCACUCAGGACUGCUCCAGCAACCGGGCCUUCUUGGUGCUACAGAGCAGCGCCUUGCAAGGAGAACAGUCGGAAGACUUGGAGAUGGGCGUGGAAUUCCCCAGCCUGACCAGAACUGCAGACCUGACUCUGCUCUACCUGCCGACGGAGCCCGACUCUGGGACGAGCCGGAGCCCCGACCCUGCGGAGCCCAGACGGGAGCAGGCCGACCCCACCGCCAUUCUCUGGGUGCAGAGCCCCCUCACGGGCCCCGGCCGUGGCUGCCCCACAUGGCCAGCUGCCAGAAGGGCCCCCGGCGCCGUGGACAGGGCGGUGCAGUGCUCACUCGGGAGCCUGGAUGCGUCCGUUCCGCUCUGCCUGUGCUUGGCAAACCUCGCUGCUGCCCGAUGCUUCCCGUGCCUUCUCCAGAGGAACGCCCGAGCUCCACACGCGAGCAGGCGCCCCCCGGGGAUUCCGUGAAUGACCCCUUGGCCGUCGAAACCCUCUGGGCCGCCUGGCUGUUGUGCCAGUUCUCCACCAGCAGCCCGAUGUGACCUUCCCUUCGUCUCUCUGGGCUCCUCCACUGCUUCCAAACCAGAGGCCAACUUGACUCCAUGGCCACUGUGGAUCCAUGGCCACUGCGGUGAGGCCUGGGGCUCUUGUUCCUGGUGGCGGCCGUGCCUCUCCUCUGGCGUCCCUCAAGAAGGCGUCGGGUCAAAGGGAGGAGGGCCCCAAAUACCCGCCGUCUCCGACCCUCCUCGUUGCCAACUUGUUUCAGUUGCCUGUUUCUCCGUUUGUAAGGCCCCCCCCCCAGCUGUGGGGUGCUGAGACCCACAGUGGGAGACCCGCCGUGAGUCUGCCCCAGGUUUAUAGGCCAUAAUCACGUUACAUUAAAUUGAUCUGGGGAGAGGCCGGCUCGUUACCCCACAAAAAGCACCUCUCCAAAGCUUGGGUGGGGCUGGUCACUCUGAACUGUUGAUCGAUUGCCCUUGGGGUGCUGGGUCCCAUCUGGAUUGGGGUGUGUGCUCAUGGGAGGAGAGCCGUGCCAGCCGCACUUUCAGUCCGGAUCACUUUCCACAACCGUUUCCCAAAUCUGCUCCCUCUCCUUUUGCUGCAGCACUUUUUGCUGGAAGCCACGUUCUGUGGAUUUGACAGGAGAAACGGCAUGUCUUUCUAGAGAGGUUGAAUGAAGGCCCCCCCCCCGCAAGGUUCUUAUGCAACUUUUAGGGCACCUACAUAAAACUCCUUACCUUUUAGUCAGAUUCCAGACCACCAGGCGGCCUCCCCUGUGCAAGUUUUUGCAGAACUGUUUCUCUGCCAAAUUUAUGUCCACACACUAACUUUUAUCAUUAUAAAAGAAAGAAUUGCAAUUAAAGUUUGGUUUCCAGAUUUA
Hemicordylus capensis (graceful crag lizard) is the source of this 2418-nucleotide messenger RNA. RefSeq names its product anomalous homeobox (gene ANHX). Gene Ontology annotation, molecular function: RNA polymerase II cis-regulatory region sequence-specific DNA binding; DNA-binding transcription factor activity, RNA polymerase II-specific. The transcript is spliced from 9 exons. Gene Ontology annotation, biological process: regulation of transcription by RNA polymerase II. Gene Ontology annotation, cellular component: nucleus; transcription regulator complex. Lineage: Eukaryota; Metazoa; Chordata; Lepidosauria; Squamata; Cordylidae. The record is from RefSeq and is a predicted model, not a curated record. The coding region runs from base 66 to 1505 and encodes 479 amino acids.